AUGUCCAUACCUAAAGUGACUGUGUCCCUGUCGCCAGUUCACACGAAUCCCUCCAUUGUCGCAGUCGUCCGAACAGUGAACCUCGCCUUCUCAUCCGACCCAUUGAUACAAUGGCUUCGUCCAAACGCAACACCUUGGUCUGAGCAUGAUCCUUCAGCAUGGAAGUGGCAGUACCGUCGAGUACAGACUAUAAUGUCUCGUGGACAGGUACUCCAAUCCGAAAGUGUUGGGCAGAUGGCGCAAGUCUUUCAGAAAAAGUCAUCCACAUCAAAAGAUAAGGCAGCACCAGAGAAGGGAUCUCGUAUUCCGGUGUCGCAAGAUCUAGACAUUACCAGUUCCGACGCCGGCGCGGUUCGCGUGAAUAAGCUCAUCGCUGCAAACAAGGCCAGCGCUGACGGUCUUCAGAAGCAAUACUCAAAGCGGGAGUUAUGGUACCUUGAGGUUAUUGCUGUGCAUCCUGCACUACAGUCACGCGGCCUUGGCGGAGGUGUGAUGAGAUGGAUUCUGGAGCAUGUUGGGAACCAGCCGAUAUACUUGGAAUGCACGCGGCGGGACAACGUUUCGUUUUACGAGGCAUUCGGUUUUCAGAUUGUUGAGGAGGUAGAGUUGGUCGAUGAUGAUGAUGGUGAGAAGCUUGCAUACUGGGUGAUGGUUCGUUCGCAAGAUCCAUGA
Messenger RNA from Penicillium cinerascens, 672 nucleotides. Its product is annotated as GNAT family N-acetyltransferase. The coding region runs from base 1 to 672 and encodes 223 amino acids. Gene Ontology annotation, molecular function: acyltransferase activity, transferring groups other than amino-acyl groups. The record is from RefSeq and is a predicted model, not a curated record. Lineage: Eukaryota; Fungi; Ascomycota; Eurotiomycetes; Eurotiales; Aspergillaceae. The transcript is spliced from 3 exons.